AUGUCUAUUCGCAUCAAAACGCCUUCCAACAUCAAGGUUACCUCGGCUGCGGUCGAGGAGGAGAUGGUCUCGCCCGGCGGCACCAACAACAAUGUCACCACCUACGACCUGUCCGCCCUCGGUCCUCGCGGCGGUGACCCUCAGCUCACCGUCAAGUACGAGGCGAACGGCCAGUCUGGCGUCGUCAACGUUCCGCUUGCCCCCAUGCCUGGAGACCGAAACCGCGGCUGGCAGCAGCUCCCGGGUAUCACGGGCGUCCUUAUCUACCAAAUCUGCACCAACGAUGAGAACUCGAACACCCUUGUCUUCCUCAACGAGGCUAGCCCGACCGACUACAUGAAGGACCUCGACGACAACCUCGGUCUCAACGAGAUUGCUCUUGCUGGAACCCACGAGAGCUGUGCUCUUCACGGAAUGUGGAUGUCCCAGUGCCAGACGUGCGGACCGCAGGAGCAGCUCAAGGCUGGUGUGCGCUGGUUCGACCUCAGGCUGAAGCACCGGGACGGCGAGCUCCAGACGUACCACGGCAUGCGCCCCGAGUACGGCACGCUGAAGGAGUGGACCGACGCUUUCUACGCCUUCCUCAAGGACCACCCGACGGAGACCCUGGUUUUCUCAUUGAAGCAGGAGCAGGAGAACGACCCCGAGUUUGCGAACGCGAUCUACAACUGCCUGAUGCAGUACGACAACGGAGAGCGCUGGUGCUGGUCCGAGGGUGUGCCCCGCCUCGGCGAUGUGCGCGGCAAGGGCGUCCUUUUCACCCGUUACGGCUCGCAGUACCCGAAGGGCCAGGGUAUCCACCCGACGAGCUGGCCGAACGACAACCCGGACGGCUUCACGGCUGACCUCCUCAACGGCGCGGGCAAGAUCAAGAUCCACGAUUGGUACGGGCUCGACUCGCCGUCGCAGAUUGGCGAGAAGGCGAACAAGAUCUUCACCCUCCUCGACACCACGACCGGCGCCGUGCCCAAGGACGAGCUCACCCUCGUCUACACCAAUGGCUCCAAGUUCCCUGGCGCGCCGCCCCAGUGGAUCGCCAAGGGUGUCGGAGCCCCGACCUUUGGCCUUGGUAUCGGCGGCAUGAACCCCAGGCUCGCCAACUACAUCCUGAACAAGAUCAAGGACGGCCAGAGGGUCAAGGCCGGCAUCAUGGUCGACUACUACCAGUAUACUGGUUCUGGUGAGAACGGCCUCCCCGCUCUCAUCAACGCCUCCAACUUUGCGUAA
Messenger RNA from Trichosporon asahii var. asahii CBS 2479, 1227 nucleotides. RefSeq lists its product as uncharacterized. Gene Ontology annotation, molecular function: phosphoric diester hydrolase activity. The record is from RefSeq and is a predicted model, not a curated record. Gene Ontology annotation, biological process: lipid metabolic process. The transcript has 3 exons. Bases 1 to 1227 code for a protein of 408 amino acids. Lineage: Eukaryota; Fungi; Basidiomycota; Tremellomycetes; Trichosporonales; Trichosporonaceae.